This is a messenger RNA of Labrus bergylta (ballan wrasse), 3776 nucleotides long. NCBI's taxonomy places the organism in Eukaryota, Metazoa, Chordata, Actinopteri, Labriformes, Labridae. The record is from RefSeq and is a predicted model, not a curated record.
AGCGGGAGGACCGAUCACUGCCGGGUUACGAUAACACCCGCAGCACAAGCAGUAGCCGUUGUUUGCAGCUCGCUCCAUGGCGGCCGCUCGCAGCUUACGGGUGUCGGUGAAAUCAGACAGCGGCUCGGACCGGUCCGACUCGGACUCGGACUCAGGCUCUGACAGAGAUGCCCGCGAAGCCGAGCCGAUGGAGGUGGAGGAAGGAGAGCUGGAAGCGGAGGACGUCUCCGUUAACCGUUCCCUGAAGGAGCUGCUGCCGGAUACAAGCCGGCGAUAUGAGAACAAGGCGGGAGCAUUCAUCACUGGGAUCGAUGUCACUUCAAAGGAGGCGAUAGAGAGGAAAGAGAAGCGAGCGAGACGUUUCCACUUCAUUGCAGAGGAGAGCGUCGCUCAGAGGAACGUCUUCCUGGAUAAAGACAUCCUGAAGAAAGCCAUCCCUAGAGUGCGCUUGGAGGCGAUGUAUGUGGCAGGCGUGGACGACAUGAGCACAAAAGAUGUUUUCGGGUAUUUUAAAGAAUAUCCUCCAGCACACAUCGAGUGGAUCGACGAUGCGUCCUGUAACGUGGUGUGGCUUGAUGAUGACACAUGCAUCCGCGCCCUCGUCAACAGCAGCCGGUUGCCCGAUCCAGAGACGGUUACCACGGCAACACAGAGCAAUGACCAGCCGGAAAAACAGAGCAAAGAUCGGCGGGGUCAAAGGUCAGAUGAUGAUGAGGAUGAUGAAGAGGAGGAGGAAGGCGAGGUGGACGAGGAGGAGCAGGAGGUGAAGAAAAGCAGCAAGGAGGUCGAGGUGAAGGACAACGAGGGAGAGGUGGAGCAGAAACAGAAGGCAGAGCCCGGACAGAUGGACGACCUGUCCGGGGCGGAGAGAGAGUCUCUGUUGAGGAACGAGCUACGACCCGUCAUCAGACCUUUUAAAGGAAACAAACUGUUCCUGCGCUUGGCUACACACGACGAUAAAAAGGAGCUGGGUGCAGCGAGGCGCAGCAGAUACUACAUGAAGUACGGAAACCCAAACUAUGGAGGCAUGAGGGGAAUCCUCAGUAACUCCUGGAAGAGGAGGUAUCACAACCGGAGGAUCCAGAGAGACGUCAUCAAGACCAAGAAGCCUCUGAUCGGAGACAGCAUGGGACACACACCGCCGUACACACACAGACACUCAGCUGACCUGGUCAACCUGCCUGAGGAGCCAAUCAAAGAGGAGGAGGAGGAGGACGAGGAAGAGGAGCAGGAAGAAGACGAGGACAUGGACUCAGACGACCGGGUGGUGGAGUACAAAGAGCGGGCCGAGCGGGAUAGAGGAGAGAGAGCUGGAAGUGCGUCGAGGUCGCUGGGGACAGGGCUUCGUGGCCGAGCGGAGCGCUCUGUGUCGCCGUGGUCGGAGUCAGACGAGAUGGACUACGACCUGGAGCUGAAGAUGAUCUCCACGCCGUCGCCGAAGAAGAGCAAGAAGAUGACGAUGUACGCCGACGAGCUGGACACACACCUGAAGAGCAUCAGGAACAGGGUCGGGGCGUCGGGGUCACAGAGCCGGCCCAAAUCCACAUCGCCGCCCAAAGUGAUGGACGUCCGUCAGCUGCUGGAGGAGAAGAGACAGGGCCUCUCUCAGCACAGACAGCCCCCCCCUGUGGCCCCCAGCGGAAAGACAGAUGUGCGACAGCGGUUGGGGAAAAGACGGUACUCCCCCGACAGACGCCGCUCCCCCUCCCCUGUCUCCCCCAGAGACACCCCCCCAGCCAGAGAGCCAAUCAGAGACGUGCAUCGCAGACUAGGCGUGGUCAGCCAAGACAGCAGAAACCUGUUCGCCAACUCCUCCAAAGACAGAAAGACAGGCGGGCUCUGGAGCAGACUCGGAUCAGCUGACGACGAUGGCAGCUCUGCACGUAAGGAACGCCGAACAACCAGCCGCUCACCUGGCCUCUUCACCUCAUCGGGAAGGAAGAACUCCAGCGACGCCACAGCCAGUAGCAGCAGCAGAAGGAGUCGAGGCGACGGAGAGGAGGGAGAAGAGGUGGAGGUGGAGGAAGAAGACGACUCGACGCUGCAGAAGAUGUGGGGCGCCAUGAUCAAACAGAAACAGGAGCAGCAGACGCACAAGCUGAAGAAGAGCCGGCUGGACAACCUGCCAUCGCUGCAGAUUGAGAUCAGCCGAGACAGCAGCGACGACUCGGACGCCUGAGACCGGGAGGAGGAGACAGGGGGACGGAGGAGGAGGAGGAGGAGUGUGUUUCUGUUGAACUUCAGUCCUUCUGUACUUUACGUACAAUAAUUAUAAAGACGUUAAGCCGUCAGAGCCGCCUGCAGAUCUGAGGUCAGCGGGGAGUUUUCUGUUAUUGUUUCAUGUUGUGUCUGUAUGGACGGAAUACUGGAGGGGUCCACCAGGCACAGACUCAGGGGCUCACAGGGUCAGGACACCUGUUAUGUAAUGCGUUAACGUUUCAUCAUAGACUGUGUAAAGGAAGUGGGCGGGACUAUUUUGAUGUCACAUGUCAGUUUGUUGACUUCGAAUCUCAACAGUUGGUAUUUUGGCCGUCGCCAUCUUGUUCAAUGUUUCUGGAGCCAGAUUUGACCAUAUAUGAAAGAGAGGGAGGAGCUUGAAAGGGGGAGGGGUUAAAACGACUGAAUAUACAUUUUUAGCGAACAACAAACGAAAAAAAUAUAAGUAGAGAUGAAACGAUUUUAUUUUCCAUUUAUUUAAACUUUUAUAAAAACAUGAGGCUGAUUUAUGAAUUAUUACUUUUUAUUAUUAAGCUUAUUUUCCUUAUUUUUCUUAAUAUCAGAAAUACUGUCCUCAUUGAGGCUGUGUAGUCGAUGUCCGACAUCAAACGAGGGAAGCCAAGAGCAGAGAGCGCCCUCUGUUGGUUAAAUUAAAAAUACAGCUAUAAUUAUUUUUGUCAAAUCAACUUAAAUUGUCCAUAUUUGUACUUACUGUUAUUGUAUCAGGAGGUAUCCCUAAAUAUAUAAAUGCUGAAAAAAAUUACAUUUAAGGCCCUUGUGGUUUUUACCUGUCAAUCACACUUAGCCCCGCCCACACCUUUAGUUUUAGAAACAGAAGAGACCAUAUUUGGAGCUGGAGAGGAGCGAUGUGUAAAACUCUAGUAUGUUGACGACCCUGCUGUGAAAUAUCUGUGCUGAUGAAUAAAAACAGACUCUCCUCUGACAGCCAAUCAGAUCGCUCCUCUCCUCUGACUCAUCAUUCCUGCAUCGACACUGUUUCAUGAACUCAGUUUGGUCCACAGAAAAACUCCUGACCUCUGACCUUUGUGUCUUCUGAGAACUGACACCUGCUUGUUUUAACAAGGCCUCACCCGGGACCAGAACCAAACCACACUAAACCAGGUCCAGAACCAAACCCUGUUUAAAAAAAAACAAAAAACGAGCCAUGUUCUGUCUGAGCAGAGCAGAGACACGGACGGAGAGGGAAACAAGAUGACGAAUAAAAGACUCUCAUUCAGAGAGUUGAAGAGAUCCGUCUCCACCUGCAGCUCCACCUCUGUCUCCAGACGUCUUUUUGUGUUUCUGUGGGAGCAGAAAGAAAACGAUGAAACAGACUCUGAGUGUCAGACACGUGUGAUGAUUUUUCUCGCGUAAAAAUCUGACACGUGAAACUUUUUUUUUUAACCUCUGUUUGUCAGAAAGCGUCACUCCUGUUUGAUUCAGUCAUGUCAUUUAUGUUUGUGUUUUUUUUAAAGGAAACUGUCGGGGGGCCAAAGUGACAUCACGCUGUGGUCAUGAAUUUAGAUGAUUAUUAAAAUAUCAGAUUAUGCUGAACGUUA